AAAAAUCAGUUUUUCAUCUUAAUCGCAGACUGAUAAAAUGAACGACUUAAACUCCCCAGACAGACAAUUAAAACAUUAUUGCACAAAUUUGUCUCUUGACAAUUUCCUGUCUGAUAGUGAUUACUCAGCAACUGAUACAAAAUUGGUGUUUCUCUCGGGAUUGAUGUCUGCUAUUCAAAACAAGCAUGACAAAAUAAACGAAUGCAGUUCCUUCCAUCAAUUCUUUCAAAAAGGAGAGUGGAGAGCGAAUUUGUUGCAUUUUCUGAAAACCUGUUUAACUGUAGAAAAGAAUAGAUAUGUUAUUUUCACUGCAAGAAAAGUACUCGCAUGCCUUGUAAAGAAUUUCAACUCACAGGAAGGAAUGAAAGUAAUACAACAAAUAUUUGAUACCAAUGAUCAUCUUGAGGAAAUUCAUACAGGACUACAAAUCUGUAAAGUUUUAUUUUCUAAGAAAAAUGCAAACCAUGAAGAUAUGGUCUGUCAGCUGGGACCUUUAGUAACUAGAGCAUGGCAAACUUUAACAACUAUGAUUCGGGAUGAUAACGUAUAUAAUCAAUGCUUGUUAGAAUUAUUUUCUGUGUGUAUAAAACUUGCAAAAAUUGUUUUGACAAAAACUAUGACGAAUGAACCUGCGCUUAUUUUAAAAGCUAUACUCGGCAAUGGAGAAGAUUUUAAUCAAAUUCUGUUUGACAAAUCUAUUAAAACAUAUGUGAAGACAAAACUAAUGAAUUUUUUAUAUGUUAUUAUGAGAGAGAGUGAUUUAACAAACAUUACAAUGUUAAGUGAUGAGAUUUUCAGCAUUUCUGUUUCUCUAUUUAACAAACUAUUAUCCUGUGAUAUGCCAAGCAUUUUAAAGAAAAGUGGACGGACAACAUUUAUUGGGAAUUCUCAAGAUGUAACUGAUGGUAUAACAUGUGACAUUGGCCACAUCAGAGACUGGACGUUCCUGUGUUUAUGUUUAUCAUCUUGUUUAAUACAUCAGGAAGAUUUUAAGGACCAGGUUGAAAUUUUCCUUACAAGAACAGAUGACUGUGUGACACAACUGUUGGAUGAAAACAAACUGUCGGUGACCCCAUGGUUACCAGACAUUAACAUAUCAUUUCUAUGGUUACCAGAUAUCUAUGGAGAUCAAGAUGAUAAGUGGAUUGAUGCUAUGAUAUUACUAAUGGAAAUUUAUUCAUUAGAGAGAAAACAAUCUAGUUUAUAUACAGAGCAAUUUUUGGACCAGCAUCAUUUGCACUUUUUGCAGUUUGUCAGAACUCUUGGAUAUGACCAUCUUGUCCUAAUUGACCUAUUAACAUCACCUGAAACAAAUUGUCUUGCAUACCUAAUGAAAUAUUUGAAGUACUUGCUUUUAACCUGGAAUGAUUUCAUUACUAUUAUUAGUCAAAUUCAAUAUGCACAAAAUGCAGAAUUAGCUGAUAGUAAAGAUGAAUACUAUAAUGCAAAUGAAAAUGCUGAUGUAGCAAACUUAGGCCAAUAUGAUAUGACUUCCUUACAAUAUAGAUUAUCUAAGGAUGGGGAAGAACUACAUGAAAAUGUUAAAGAUGAUGUUACUGAAGUUAAACUUGAUUAUGUAGUAAAAGCAAAUGAGUUAUGUGUGGAUCACCAGAAAGAAGGUGAUGAAAGUCUUGAAAUAGGCAGUGAUAAGAGGAGUAAUGAUCAGUUACUUGCUUCUUCGAGCUUAUUGUUAAUUGCUGAUGCAUAUGAUGAUGUUGAUAAUGAUAGUGAUAACAGUGACGAUGAAAAUAGAAUAAUGUAUACAUUUGAUAAAAACAAAUGCAGCAACAUACAUGAGGCAGAAAUUAAAGUUUCAAUGCAAAAGAAAGAAUUUGAUGAAUUUCAUUCAACUAAAACAGUUUUACAUCUUACAAAGUCUCCAUCACAAGUUAAUGCAGGCAAAGUCUCACCACCCGAAGAUACAAUUAUACAACAAGAGGAAAAGAUUUCUAAUGGAUGUGAAGAAAACAAUGUGUUAGAAUUUGGUAGCACUGAAUCUGGUGCUGAAAUUGAUAAUGUUUCACUGGUUUUAAGUAUAACAGAAGAGGAUAAUGAACAUAACUUGGAUGUUGGCAAAGGUUGCAUAGCUGAUGAUUCUCAUGACAUACUUGACAAGGUGAUUGGAAUGAUUAUAAGAACAAGGUUACAGCUAGAGAAACUCAGUGAUUCUAGUUUGAUGAAAUAUAAUCCACAAGUAUUGGUAAACUUGAUUGAAUCUGUUGAGGAACUUUAUGAAAAGAACUGAGUGAAAAGUUUAAAGAGAAUGUACAUGUGAUAUUGAUUUUUUACACAGAUUUUUCAUUUUAGUUAUAAAAUCAGUAUAUAGGCUCAAAAAAAAAAAUCUACUGAAAUGUAUGAAGUAAAACAAAACUGAGACUCUAUUAAUCUAUAGAAUUAUCUUGUGGCAAAUUGGCAAAGUUCGACAUUUUAUAUAUUUUUCAAAAAAUGAAAUCUCUAAAAAUGUUAGCAACCAUUACAUUUACUACCAGUGCAGCAAAGUUGAUGAAAUGGAGCUGAUUUAGUUAGGGGCAGUGGUAAUUGAACAUUGAUAAUUUCAUCUACAUUGUAUUUGAAUGUAUGUUUUGUAUUUUUGAUGUGCGAUCCAUCCACAGGUUGCCAUCCUUAUUUCACUUUAACAGUUAUUUUAAUAUAGCUGAAUUUUGGUUUUUGGGAGAAUGUUUGUCAGCUAAGAAGGUUAGAUUAGAGGAAAUUAGCCAAGAUAAAUGACAUAUUUUAGAGUAAAAAAAAGAAGAAAAAAGAUGAAAAGUCAAACAUUAUCAAAAUGAUAGGUCAUCUUAAUAAAUUUUUGAACGGAUUUGAAAAUGACAAUGUUAUCUUUAUAUUGUAAGUUUUCACAACCCAACAAUGAUGUAUCAAUGUUUAAUGGAUGAUAAUAUCAAGUUUCUUAAAAGAGUAUUAUUUUUGUUCCAUGUACGAUUACAUUUGAAAAAGAAUAUGCUCUGCAUUUUCAAUCACAAUAUCACAUUGACAAAAAGGGUCAGGGUCGCAAAUGGUUAUCAUAUAAAUAGUUAUUUAGCCCUUUCCCUCAUGAGCAUAUUGUGAAAAAUGUCCGUUUUCACUGAAAAGCCUCAUGUUACAAGUUCAAACUGCUAUGAAACUAUGAAAAAUGCUUCAAUACUUAUCAAACUUGACACAAAUGUUGUUUAAUGACUCGACCAUUGCCUUUGUAACGACAUGCUCAGUCUUAAAUUUCCUGUUACCAUGGCAAGGAGGGGACAUCUCAAAAUUGCCAAAAAUCACUAUUUUGCCUCUAUGUUUUCCGUCAAAAUUUAUUUCAAAGUGCUGCAACUUCUCAAGGGAUUGAGAUAGAGUCAAAGGCUUUUCAGCGUUGGUUACACGUUACCUUAUGCUCGACCUGGGGUCAUUUUUAGCCCCUCACAAGUCCAAAAUUUUCUUGGCGAUGAGGGGGACUCCGCCUCCCUUCAAACCCCCCAAACAGAAGGGGCCACAUCCACCUUCUGGCAACCCCCUGAUGUAUCUUUUGGAUGGUGGGCGGCGCAGAAAAAAGUGCUCACUUUUUUAGCAGCAUUUCACAAACGAAAACAUGUGUUUGGGGCCAAAAUAGGACAUUUUUUCACUAUUUCAGUCCUAAAAGGGGGGGGGGGGGUCGAAAGUGUGUUGUUUUGCGUAUAUAUGAGGUAAAGGGUUAAAUUACUGCAAUUAUUUUUUUUAAACGUGUAUGCAAUAUUGAUCAGUAUCUCUAUCAGUUAUAUUACAAUACAGUACAUUAAAUUUUAAUGACUAAAUGAACUGUUAAACAUCAAAUGCAUAUUUUAAAGUUUAUAUGCAUGUUAAAGUUAUCAUUGUUGCCUUAAUAGAUUUUUUUUCUGUAAUAUUGUUUUCUGGGAAGGGCUUAAUCUAAUGUUGUAAGAACUUGUUGCCUAACCCAUUUGCAUUUUGAUAUGAUAUACUCAUCAUUUGUAUAAUAUGUUUGUUAACAUGUAUUUGAUGCAUUAAAAUAUGUUUAUUGUAGUUAAUGAAUAUUUUGAUCUAAAUUAGCUAUAUUUAAAUAAAAUAGAAUUGUCAAUGUUCAGUGAUCACUGCUUUUCAAUUUAGAUAGUAUUGCUUUUAAGCAAUAUAGUCUUCAAAAAUUGCUCUCAAUAAACCUGUCUUUAAUAUAUUGUAUGUACGUAAUAUGUUCCUUCAGCCGCAGAAAUCUUGUUUUAUAUUAACUUCUGGAA
Molecule: messenger RNA, 4202 nt
Organism: Ruditapes philippinarum (Manila clam)
Lineage: Eukaryota; Metazoa; Mollusca; Bivalvia; Venerida; Veneridae
Exons: 5
Coding region: 38-2245 (735 amino acids)
Source: RefSeq, a predicted model, not a curated record